AUGCCUCCUCGACCAAUCCUAUCAACUGCCCUCCGCCGUUGGCAAUGUCCACAAUGCACGGCGCGGGGGUUCGCAUCAUCUGGCCCCCUGUCGGCCUUUGGUCCCGAACACCCUCGCUACAUCGAAGUUCCUGAACCUCCUCAACAGACCGCACCAUACCGCCCAUUCAUCAAAGGCCGCCUGCCUGUUCCGCGCGAAGUCUUGAGGGGAAAGGAUUGGCGGCAUCCCGACGCAGCCUCGCUUGACAAAACGACUCCUCUACCGCAAAAGAAGCGAGCAGCACAGCCGGGCAGCCGCGAAGAGUGGAAGCAGAAGAUGAGCGAGGUCCGCCGUCGCAACUUACGCGAGGGCUUACAGGCCCUACGAUCGCGCAGGGUUCGAAGAGAAAAUAGAGAUGAUGAGCGCCAACAGCGCAACGACAUGGAGCGCGCCGAGCUCCGCGCUCGUCCGGAGCGGGAGGACGAGCGACUCACUGCCGCCAGCCACGGGCUGGAUCUCGAAAAACUACUCCACGGCCCACUCGAAGACCCGACAAGAGAAGCACGUCUGGCUCACAAGGCCAGGAACCUCGAAAUGCACGACAGCGCCAAGCGCGCCGAGCGGCUCGACCACCUCCACACCCUCUACAUGAACGCGCGCACCUUCAUCGUCACGCCGGAGCAGUUGAACGAGGCGAUUGAAGAGGAGUUUAACAAAGACUUUAGUCAGGCAAUGGGUGGAUAUGUUGGACAGCAAGAUAGCGAGGCAACGAGCAUGUGGGCUCAUGGCCCACCGAUGACCGUCCAGGAAAUGCUCAACCGCGCCUCUCGACAGGGCACAGCUACGGGCUCGAGCAGGAGCCGAAUGAGUCUCACUGCGGAGGUGAACCGGGAGAGGAUCAGGAAGAUUGCGGAGAAAUUGACGGGAGGGAAAAUGGAGGAUGUGGUCAAGUAG
Messenger RNA from Neohortaea acidophila, 933 nucleotides. RefSeq lists its product as uncharacterized. The record is from RefSeq and is a predicted model, not a curated record. The transcript has a single exon. Lineage: Eukaryota; Fungi; Ascomycota; Dothideomycetes; Mycosphaerellales; Teratosphaeriaceae. The coding region runs from base 1 to 933 and encodes 310 amino acids.